This is a messenger RNA of Cariama cristata (Red-legged seriema), 678 nucleotides long. RefSeq names its product single-pass membrane protein with coiled-coil domains 3 (gene SMCO3). NCBI's taxonomy places the organism in Eukaryota, Metazoa, Chordata, Aves, Cariamiformes, Cariamidae. The record is from RefSeq and is a predicted model, not a curated record. The transcript has a single exon. Bases 1 to 678 code for a protein of 225 amino acids.
AUGGCACUGAGUGACCUCUUCUACCCAGACAACCCCAAGAGAAGGCAAGAACUGAUCCAUCUGCACCAGGAAUUGCUCAAUUGCAUGUCCGCAAAUUUCCGUGCAACAAACGAGCUGGUUGGAGUGCUGAAUGAGCACCUGGGCUGUACCAUCACCCACAUCAGGAUGAGAGAGAGCAGCACUGUCAAGGAAAACUGUGACAUUAUCAUUCAAGCGAUGAGUGAGAUUCAGCAUCAGGUACAGAAGAUUGAUAGUGACAUGAAGGAAAAGCUAGAGCCUGUGCUGUACCAGAAGCUAUAUGACAUCAAGGAGCCCGAGUUGGAGAAAAUUGCAAUAGCCCAGAAAGUUUUUUCCAUUAUUCUUGGAGAAGCGACUUCAACAGCUGGGAUGGUAGCUAUCAAACUUCUUAGCUCCAGUCUUAUAACUCUUACUGUGAGCAAGCUCAUCAGUCUCCUCAUGCAGAUUGGGGCAUCUGUCCUGGGCGGAAUCAGCAUCACCAUUCUCGGGCUUGGCAUUGAAAUGAUCCUCCAUGCCAUCCUGGGAGCCGUGGAGAGGAAUCAGCUUCUGGGAGCUGUGAGAAGCUACGAGAAGCACCUGGCUGAGUUUAAAGCAGCCUCAGAAAAGUACCAGCGUGCCAUACGUGAAGUGAUGUCUUUGGUGAGAGAGCAGGCUCAGUGA